This is a messenger RNA of Gymnogyps californianus (California condor), 777 nucleotides long. It is a transcript of the gene MDFI, whose product is annotated as MyoD family inhibitor. The coding region runs from base 1 to 777 and encodes 258 amino acids. NCBI's taxonomy places the organism in Eukaryota, Metazoa, Chordata, Aves, Accipitriformes, Cathartidae. The record is from RefSeq and is a predicted model, not a curated record. The transcript is spliced from 4 exons.
AUGUCCCAGGCCAGCAACCACCGGCCGAGCCGCCCGGAGCCCCGCCGAACCGAGCCGGCCCCGCCGUCAGAGGCGGGCGAGACCUCGCGCCCUUCGCCGAGGCAGACGCCAGCGGCACCGUCGGCAGAGCCCCGGCCGCCCACCCGCCCCGCUGCUGGUCCCGUGGCGCCGAAGAAGGAGAAACCCCUGGAAGAUGACGAGUCCCGAAAAGUCCUGACGAAGGGCCCCCGCGCCGAGCUCGCAGGUGCUCCCGAAGCUGUGACAUGCCAGCCCCAGGUGCGAGGAGCCCCGCAGCCCCCCAGCCCCUGCACCCACCUGCUGCAGAACGGCGCCGGGCGGGGGCCGGAUCCAGGCGGCUCCAACGGGGAGGCGGGGAACGGGGUCUUCCGCCCCCUCCCCAGCACCCAGAAGCCUCACCGAAAGCUGCAGUCGCACCACUCCAUCAACAGCCAGAGCAGCAAGAAGAGCAAGGGCAGCUCCAAGUCGGCUUCUUCCCACAUCCCUAUUGAGGCGCAAGAAGACUGCUGCGUCCACUGCAUCCUCUCCUGCCUCUUCUGCGAGUUCCUGACCCUCUGCAACAUCGUGCUGGACUGUGCCACCUGCGGCUCCUGCACCUCCGAGGACUCCUGCAUCUGCUGCUGCUGCUGCAACUCGGGCGAGUGCGCGGACUGCGACCUGCCCUGCGACAUGGACUGCGGCAUCAUCGACGCCUGCUGCGAGUCGGCCGACUGCCUGGAGAUCUGCAUGGAGUGCUGCGGGCUCUGCUUCUCCUCCUGA